CAUCUCGCGGCAGUUCGCGGUCGCCUUCUAAAGCAAGCUCAUUAGUCGCUCAGAGCAGCAUCGGCACCGCGACAGAUUUUUUUUCUUACCCUUCUUUUUUCAUACACGUCCGUCAAUCGUUAAAAAUCUUUAAGAAAUCUAAUCGACUAAUCCCUUUUCCUAGUUGGUGUCACUACUUUUUUCUCACACAAACACACACGCACACACACAUAAACACAUUUUAUCUUUCACUUUUACCUUUAUUACACAUUAAUUUUCUUUCUCAAUUUUUCACACAUACAACCUCUUUCUAUGUCUCUUGGAACUUUUGUUUUUUCCCCAUUUUGUUCCCAUUUCUUUCAACACAUAUAUAUAUAUAAAUUAUUUUCUUCGUUCACGUAACCACCACGUUGUAUGGUUGUAACAAUACGUUGAUAAAGGGAAUGGUAAUAGAAAAAAAAAAAAAAAAAAUUAAGGAAAGUUACUUUGGAUCAUUGGAUUGGAUUGGCGUGCACGUGCGAGGUAGCUAACGAAGUACGGGGGAGCGUCGAACUCUGAACGCGCGUUACGAUUAAAGGAAAGCGUGCAGGGACCCGAGUCGAAUGUCACGGACUAGGUCGAUCUAAGUGUCGUGGCACUAAUAAAGAUCGGAAGAGUUUACGUAUGGAACGAUGUUAAAUCACGUACUGGCAUAAAUUUUCUCAACGUGAGCGAGAGGAUCGAGCCAUUUAUCUGAAUAGAAGAUUGUCCUUGUGAGGUGAGGUCAAAUUAUAGAAACAUAAAAGACGUAACAUAUAGACGAACGAAGACAGAAAGAUAGACAAAUGGAAAGACUCGAUUGUUUUCGAUUGGUCGUAAUAGAAAAAAAAUAACGAGUGAAGAAGAAAAAAGAAAAAGAAGAAGAGGAAGAAGAGGAAGAAGAGGAAGAGGAAGAAGGAAGAGUAAGAGGAGGUUAAAGUUGUAAAACUUUCUCGUAGUAGAAAAAAAGAGUAGAACGUGCUUUCGGGCAAGCUCUGUGUGGGCGUCGAGGUGAACGUAGGUCAUCGACACGACGUCGAUGAAGAUCUGAGGAAUAAUUGGAAGAGGACAUUGGUAACCAAAUAGAAGAUCGGGUAGUAGUACCUAGUAAGAAAGGUCUUCUGUUUCAUUUUUUUUUUUUUUUUUUUUUUUGUUUUUUUUCUUUGGUUAGUUGAUCGUUAUUGUUGUUGUUACUGCUAUUGUUGUUGUUGUUGUUGUUGUUAUUAUUGUUGUUGUUGUUGUUGUUAUCGUCGUCGUCGUCGUCGUCGUCGUCGUCGUCGUCGUCGUCAUCGUUGUCGUCGUCGUCGUCGGCCGAUGAUCAACGUCGAGACACCGACGUUCCGACAUUAUACACUCAAGUUCCCGAUGCUGCAGCCACCCUCUCCGCUUUUGGAGAUGGCGUCCCUGCGUUUACCGGACUCGGAGGAGUUCGACGUCGACACGCGUCGUAGGAGCAACAACGGCAACAUGCUACCUACGACGAUAGCUACUACUCCACCAGUUACCGGUACAUUUCAACAGAUCAAGAAUGAUGUUGGUGAUUAUUUAAAUAAUUUAUUGGUCGAGGCCAUUACCAUUAGCCCUAACCGUGAUAUUGGAGCACCCUCUAUCGAGGAUGAACAAACUGGACUUUUCAACGCUAGUAAAACGGAAAAUAAUUCGACGAUCGAGCAAUUACCUGAUCGACUCUACAGGCAUACCAUGGCCAUGUCAGCGGUUUAUUGCGUGGCCUAUGUUCUCGUAUUUGUCGUUGGUCUUAUCGGGAACAGUUUCGUAAUAGCUGUCGUUUACCGUUCACCAAGGAUGAGGACCGUCACCAAUUUCUUCAUCGUCAAUCUCGCUGUCGCUGAUGUAUUGGUCAUCGUAUUUUGCUUACCGGCAACACUGAUGAGCAACAUAUUUGUCCCUUGGAUCCUGGGAUGGUUCAUGUGUAAAGCGGUUGCUUAUAUACAGGGUGUAUCGGUUGCAGCUUCGGUUUACAGUCUCGUAGCAGUUUCACUCGACAGGUUCCUGGCAAUUUGGUGGCCACUAAAAUGUCAGAUAACAAAACGACGGGCCAGGAUGAUGAUCGUUGUGAUCUGGUUCAUCGCAUUGACGAUAACAUCGCCUUGGUUGGUGUAUUUCAACUUAGUAUCGAUUUACGAAGAUGAUCCAGAUUUGAGGUUAUGUUUGGAGACAUGGCCACGUCCCGAGGAUGGUUCCCUCUUCUUUUUGAUUGGAAAUUUGACUCUAUGUUAUGUAUUACCGAUGAUCCUGAUAUCACUUUGUUACAUAUUGAUCUGGAUAAAAGUUUGGCGUAGGCAUAUACCAACCGACACGAAGGACGCCCAAAUGGAACGGAUACAGCAAAAGUCAAAGGUGAAAGUGGUGAAGAUGUUGGUGGUCGUCGUUAUCCUAUUCGUCCUAUCAUGGCUACCUCUUUACGUAAUAUUCGCAGUAAUAAAAUUAGGCGGUGAUGUUGCCGGUCAAGAAGAUGAGAUAUUACCUAUAGCAACACCAAUAGCUCAAUGGCUCGGUGCAAGCAAUUCCUGUAUCAAUCCGAUCCUUUAUGCAUUUUUCAACAAGAAAUAUAGACGUGGCUUCGUCGCGAUAUUAAAAAGCGGCCGUUGCUGCGGUAAAUUAAGAUAUUACGAAACUGUAGCAAUGAUGUCCUCGUCAACGAGCAUGAGAAAGUCAUCCUAUUAUGUUAACAAUAACAACAAUAACAAUAAUAAUUCGUCAACGAGACGUGCCCCUUGUCAUGGACCACCUGUUCAUCAGGAUAGCAAUGUUUCUUAUAUAUUCAAUCACACUGGUGUUUAAGAAUGAAAUUAAAAAAAAAAGAAAAAGAAAACAAUGAAAAAGGAAAAAGAAAUAAGAUGUCUAGAUUGAUAACGGGACGACCAUUUUGCAUCAUGUUCUGCAUCACUCAGAGAAAGAGAGAGGGAAAGCAAGAGAGGAAAGAGGAAAGAGGAAAGAGGAAAGAGUAUGAGAUAGAAAUAGAUAUAUCCUGACACGGUCGAUCAGAAGGGAAUCGAAUAAAUCGAAGAAGGUGGAGAUGGAGGUGGAGGUGAAGGUGGAGGUGGAGGUGGAGGUGGAGGCGGAGGUGGAGGCGGAAGCGGAGGUGGAGAUGGAGGUGGAAUUAAAGGAAUAGGUGAAAGUAUAUAAAGGUUGCUGCUUUUAGUCCAACGACUUGGUGUAUUAGACUUGAUCAGGUCUCUAGACUCUGAGACCUGAGCGCCGAGGAUCACUCAUGGAUUUUUUUUCUUUUCUUUUUUUUUUUCUCUCUCUAUUAUCACAACGGAGAGCGCCGACACCGAGAUUCUGGGUCAUCCCAAUGAUGAUCGUCACGAUUGUUACUCGGGUCGGAAGUCGAUGAUGAUAAGUAGAAGAAGAAGAUGAUACGAAGAAAAUAUAAAAAUAAAUGAAAAGGGCACGUUCAGUUAAUUCGACGAUACGAAUAUCUUACUAUUGACUCGUUACAUCAACUCGAGUAUAUUUAUCGAGGAUAAAGAAAAAAUAAAUGGAUGGAUGGAUGGAUGGAUGGAUGGAUGAAUGGAUGGAUGGAUGAAUGAUGGAUGGAUGGAUGGAUGAUGGAUGAUGGAUAAUAUAGAAUUAGAUCCAUCGACGAAAGAACAAUACUCCGGACACGGUUUACGAAUAAACGAAGAUUUUUCACGUCCUUGCUAAUUAUCGGGGAUAUUUGCUGAUUAAUUUUUUUGAAACAAUGAUAUAUAUAUAU
Molecule: messenger RNA, 3718 nt
Organism: Vespa mandarinia (Asian giant hornet)
Lineage: Eukaryota; Metazoa; Arthropoda; Insecta; Hymenoptera; Vespidae
Gene: SIFR
Product: SIFamide receptor
Biological process (GO): G protein-coupled receptor signaling pathway; cellular response to hormone stimulus
Cellular component (GO): plasma membrane
Molecular function (GO): peptide binding; neuropeptide Y receptor activity
Source: RefSeq, a predicted model, not a curated record